AGUGAUCGUGUUUGAGCGUGUUUGGCACGCCCACCCGCGUCGCGCAUGCCGGUGGCGGCUGAGGCUGCUGAGCAGCGCGUCGACCGUUGCCUCCAUCCUCGUCCUCGUCGUCCAGCCACCGUCCACGUCCUCGCCGCCAUGGCCGCCGUCUCGCUCUCCAACUCGCCUAUCACGCAGGUGUCGCAGACACCAGUGCAGACGAACCUCCAGCCCCACCUCCUCACGAGAUUGCUCCUCGAUUUGCGCGGCAAACGCUUUUCCGUGGACCGCGAGACCAUCAUGAACCUUCCCGAAUCCGUCCUGCUCUGUUUGUUUCCGAACGGGCUUGUACUAAGUCGUCAAAGCGCCGCGUUAUCAGAUGGAGGAGAUAAUGACGACUACGAGGAGCUUUACGCUGUAGACUUUGAUCCGGAUUGUUUCUCAUACGUGCUCACGUUCUUCCGCAAUGCCUCGGAGACGUUCUAUGGCACCGCAACUUCGCCCGGCUUAUUCGCGGCUCAGCAGCAACUCGUGGAUGGCGGUUCUCCGACGUCUGACUUUGGGCCGUCGCCAUCGCAGAACCCCCUCUUGACCAAGCAGGCUAUUAUCGUCCUCAGGGAAGAGCUCGAGUACUUUUCUAUUCCGCCGAAGAAUACCAGCGCAUCGACGAACAGUAAUGGAAUUGCCAAUGAUGCCCUCCUCGAUCUGAAGCGGAAAUGCGGGGAAUACCUCCUCCAUAAGCGCAAUAUCUUCACCGCGCUGCAGCGCAACGUCAACAAGGAAAACAACGUAGCGGAACAGCAUCUCAUUGACAUGCUGUGCAUGAGCGGGUUCGACCGAGACGACGAAUGGGGAUACCGUGCCAUGGAACCCUCACGCUGCUGCAUCUCCUCAAUAGCACUCGUACUUCUGAAGACAGGCAUAGUGCAUCACCCGCCUGGUCCGACUGGCGAGAAGCAGGUUACCAUUGAUUAUAACCAGAUGGCGACGGCGCAGAAGCUGCUUCUCUUCUGGCGGAAGCCUGCGCGGAAGUGCUGGUGGGAUGGUCUGGAGAUCAACCUUGCCGGCCCUGGGGAGCCGGAGAACUCGGUUAAGCUGUGGGCAAGACGGGUGUGGACGCUGGAGCUAAGCUUGGUCUAGUAUAUGUUUCACUUCAUUCAUUUGCUGUACACGCUACGCUUUACCGUCGGUUUCUUGCAUCGGACUUCCGGAAUACCCUAUUCUCACCCGUGUGACGUACCUACUACUUCUCACCAAUCCACUGCUGUGGUAUCAGGUUAUCUACAUGGGAAGGCACGUCAGCGGUGCUGGUCAGCCCAUCGUCAUUGAACUUGGACACAGUCAGUAUUGAACAAGGAUCCAAAAUAUAUGUGCCGGCUCACUCACUUUUCAUGACGAUCGAACAUGUCAUUCUAUAUUCUCUACCACGACUUACCGUUCUUUCCGUUUACCACUACUCCGAUGCAUCGUAGCUACAGCGAUUGUCUGGGCGAUUUUCACGGGCAACGUCGUUAGUAACCCGUUAUCAGAUGCAAAUCAAAUCGUUCCAGAA
Molecule: messenger RNA, 1531 nt
Organism: Fomitopsis serialis
Lineage: Eukaryota; Fungi; Basidiomycota; Agaricomycetes; Polyporales; Fomitopsidaceae
Exons: 5
Coding region: 139-1119 (326 amino acids)
Source: RefSeq, a predicted model, not a curated record